Molecule: messenger RNA, 2677 nt
Organism: Amphiprion ocellaris (clown anemonefish)
Lineage: Eukaryota; Metazoa; Chordata; Actinopteri; Pomacentridae
Gene: tbpl2
Product: TATA box binding protein like 2
Exons: 9
Coding region: 248-1300 (350 amino acids)
Biological process (GO): DNA-templated transcription initiation
Molecular function (GO): RNA polymerase II general transcription initiation factor activity; DNA binding
Source: RefSeq, a predicted model, not a curated record
CCGCCAUGCUGCUUUGUUUACAUGUGGUGCGCAUGCGCAGAAGACUGUGGCUGUUGUGAUGUUUGACGUGAGCAGGUUUCCCCCUGGAGGAGGGAGGAGGAACUACGGGAAGAAGAAGAUGAAGAAGAAACUGCUAAUGAUUUAAAGAUGCAGCAGCAUAAAAACUAAAGAAUGGAACUCAGAAAUCUCUUCAGGUGAGUUUCAGGUGCAGCAGCUGAUUCUUCACAGACUCUGAGUGUCUGAUUGGAUGCAGCUGAGCAGCUUCACCUGGAAGCUCCUGAAGAUCCUGGACCAGGUGGACCAGGUCAGAUGUGGAGUCAUGGAUGAGUCGGCGUUGGAGCGUUACUUCGAUGACUCCAUAGCAAAUGACUCUGCCUUCAUAUUGGGGGAGGAGCUUGGCCUCCAAAGCCCCGCCCCUCUGCUGCAUGACUCCACCCCCUCUGUGCAGAACUCCUCCUUCCUGUCUACGAAGUCUGAACGUAGCAGCGAGCUGGGCGAUGAGCUCGACCUCAGCUUCCUGCCCGAUGACCUCAGCACCCAGGAGGAGCCCAGUCAGGAUGACACAGCAGGCAGUCAGACUUCAGUUCUGGACAUGUCUCAGGACAGCGGCAUUGGGGUGAACUUCACCUCCCAGGAUUCCGCUGCAGCCGAACCCCGGCAGGAAGCCUCUGUGUCGGGGUUGAGGACCAUAGUGUCCCCCUUCUGUCCGAUGACCCCGAUGACCCCGAUGACCCCGAUGACCCCUGUGACGGAGAGAUCAGGAAUCAUCCCACAGCUGCAGAACAUCGUCUCCACGGUGAACCUCGGCUGUCCUCUGGAUCUAAAGUUCAUCGCCCUGCAGGCCAGAAACGCAGAGUACAACCCAAAGCGUUUCGCGGCGGUCAUCAUGAGGAUCCGUGAACCGCGAACGACAGCACUGAUCUUCAGCUCAGGGAAGAUGGUCUGUACUGGAGCCAAGAGUGAGGAGCAGUCUCGGCUGGCAGCCCGUAAAUACGCCCGGGUGGUUCAGAAGCUCGGCUUCCCCGCUCGAUUCCUGGACUUCAAGAUCCAGAACAUGGUGGCCAGCUGUGACGUCUGUUUCCCCAUCAGACUGGAAGGACUGGUUCUGACCCACCAGCAGUUCAGCAGUUAUGAACCUGAGCUGUUUCCCGGCCUCAUCUACCGGAUGGUGAAACCUCGUAUCGUCCUGCUCAUCUUCGUGUCGGGGAAAGUGGUUCUGACCGGAGCUAAAGAGCGAGCUGAGAUCUACGAGGCGUUUGAGAACAUUUAUCCGAUCCUGAAGGGCUUCAGGAAGCAGUGAGGACUCGUCUGUUCAGUAUUUAUGUUUUAUUUUGUGUCUCAGCUGUUGGAUGGGAAACAUUCAGUAGUUUGUUUUACAGUUUCACCGUCCUGAGAGAAAAUAAAUGACAGUUUUCUAAGAAAAAUCUCUGCACAGAAAACUCCAGAUCUGUUUCUUCUAAAUCGGACUUCAAUGUUUAAAAUACCCCUAAAAAUCAUAUUUGAUUUCUUAGAAAAAUCCGUGUUGGUGUUAAUAAGUGAAUCUGGAUAAAUCUGACUUUCUAUACAUUUAAAAAACAUCCAACAGAAACUUUUCCAUCUUUAAAACACAUUUAUUCAGAGAUAUUGUUUUUCCCAGGAUGAUAUUAUUAGUAAUCAAAAAGAUUGAUAACUGAUAUUUAAAAUAACCUUCAGAUGUGCUAAACCUUUAUUAUAUUUGUCAAAACAAAUUUUUUAAUUUUAAUUGAUUUAUUAAAUUUAUUUAAUUUAAUUGCUUUUUUAAACCACAUUAGAGCAGCUCUGGAUUAAAGCCAACCACAGCUGGACCUCAUGAUCAGCGAGAAUUUGUUUAAAUAAAAAAAAAAAUUGUUCUUAUAAAACCUAAAAGUCACGUUACUUUUUACAGAACAUUUAAAACAAUAGAUGUCGAGAAAAACUGAUUUUCAUCAGAUGAACAUUUAAAAAUGACCUAGUAAGUUUAAAUCUUAAUGUUAAGACCCUGUCGUGGUUAUCUUAAGUUCUGUAGCUCUUUCCUUAAUUCUCUUCUCUUUCUUGUUUCCAUAACCACUUCAUGAGCGAGAGGCGAGAUAUCGUUUUACGCGCUUUAUUAAGCAACAUCAUCACAAGAACGAAGAUAAUGAUGACAAUGACGACGGUAAAACUACCGUGUUGCUCCGCUCCCGCUCGUUUACUGAAAACAAAAACAUAACUUCCGGCCACAUCUUCUUCGUGGCUGCAUUACAAGCCUACGGAAGCCUAACAGGAUAACAAUUAAGUCGAACACUUUAAUCAUCUCAAUUUACAAAAAUCUGCAUUUCAGCACCGAAAAUGAUAAUUUAUUAAAUUAAAACAGGACUGCGAAAAUGGCGCUUCCAGACCCUGUAAUAUAUUUAUUAUGUAAAUUUACCAGACUAAUUUAAAUAAUUUGAUAUUAAAGUUAAUAUUCUACAAUACUAUUAAUUACGUAAGUUUACCUGACUAAUUUAAACUGCCGUUUAGAUGGUUCAAUAUCAUUAAUUCUAUAAGUUUACCUACUACUAAUAUAAAUAUUUUAUAUUAUACCAUUUAAUCUUAUAUAUCAUGUAAAUUUACCAAACUAAUUUAAAUAACUAGAUAUUAAAUAAAAAUUAAUCAUAUAAAAAGUUAGGACAUUAUAAUACUAGUAUUAUACAGAUUUUCC